Messenger RNA from Durusdinium trenchii, 1493 nucleotides. The record is from the annotation of a GenBank genome assembly. Lineage: Eukaryota; Dinophyceae; Suessiales; Symbiodiniaceae.
GUAUAUGCCACCGUCCACACUCAAGACGCGUGCUGCCUCGUGUUUGAACGGCCAUCGACCAGAGGGCACAGCAUUUUUGGAGAUGAGGCCUGAUCCACAAACGUAUUCCCUGGAGCCGCCGAUCGCGGAGCCCAGUGGGCAAAGCUUCACGGGAGCCCGGCGAUGGAACUCCCAGCCGCAGAUCUCCUACAUCGGCCCAGGCACAUACAGGACAGAGAUUCCGGCAACCAUCAAAGGAGUUGUCAAGAUGAGCUCUGUCCAAAGGUUUGCAGAGAAUGAUCCCGACGACAUUUGCCCUGGCCCAGGGGCCUACCAUCCAGAAUCCGCCUCUAGACGUGGUGGAGGCAACCAAACCACCUUUGCACGAGCGCCACGGCAAGAGCCGCCCAAAGAGUUCAGCCACUUAGCCGGGGAGCGCCGGGCGAAGGUCAUCAAGAGCUUCUUCCGUGCGGGCACUUUGCCACCUGGCACCUUUCGAUCGCGGGGUCCUCGGCUGCCACCCCGCACCUGCCCACGGAAGAGCAAAAGUGAAAAAGGCCCUGGGCCAGGAUCCUUUGAAGUCAUGAAGCAGGGUGCCAAGAAUGCGUGCAUCUUUAAGACAAGCCCAAGGUGGUCCAAGAAGAAGUCAGAUGAAGGUCCUGGGCCUGGGAGCUACCGCAUCGACCAGGAGAGCAAGCCCAAGCUGGGCAAGUUGGCUCCUAGAUGUUCUCCGCCAAGUCCAGAUGACGAGAGCGAGGGCUUCGUUCCCGGCCCAGACUACAAGGCCCGGCAGAGCGGAAUCUGAAGAGGUCAAGAUUGCUGGGGGCAGCAUCCCACAUUGCAUAUGAACAUAUUACCAGUAUAUAAGCUGAUAUAAGCUGCACAGAUUAUGUAGACAAAAUUAAAGCUUAAAUUGGCAAUGAAUCAAGGAUGAACAGGCUUGUUCUGACUUUGAAGCUUUUGGGGGUCUAAAACCUUCGUUCUUUUGCAAGCCGGGGGGUGACCAGCACAUGUUGUCAUGAAUGCCGAGAGCUUUGUCAAAACCUCGGUGCUCAUAGCAGGGAGGGCCUGGACAUAUGCGUAAGCUGAUUUGCGCAAGGUUAUGCGAGCAAUUUCUUGCUGAAGCACCAGCACAAGCAAAGCGCGUAAGCUUUACUUUUCCAUGUGGUUACUCUACAUGUGUGUGUGCUUCGCAUGUUGAAGCUUUUGGGAUAAUUGGAACCAAUGAACAUGUUGCAGGAGGUUUGGAAUGCAAUUCAUUCCCUGCAGGUACGUGUUCAUGCUCACGAUUAAAAUGCUGAUUGUUUUUAACAAUGCUCACAAGCUCAAAGGUCUACACUCUUUUCCCCGAGUACUGAGAUUUCGAACGUUUCGGAACGAGCGAGACUCGAGUGAUGUCCCGUUGACCCAUUGGUCAAUGAAGCCAAAAGACAGAGACUUUUAAGAGAUCUCACAUCUCACCAACUCCCAAAUUCUGGGGGUGCCUGGAGCAAAAUCGCAAGGGCCUCGAGCUG